UUGGCAGGCCCGGCCCCACCCCAUUCACCUGCGCAGGUAACCGGGGCCCGGGAGCGCUAGGCGGAGAGGCCUUGGAGCAUGCUUAGCCGUUUGUUCUGCGCUCCUGCGUGUGUCCGGAUCACAAGCACCAUAGGAUCCCAGAGGCCCGCACUGUGAAGGUGAUCCCCCUGGGGAGGAGGGCGACGGCCCUGGGAGGACGAUGGCCGGCGCCCGCCUCGCCCAAGCCCGUACCCCUGCGGUCGCCGUGUGGCUCCUGUGCGCGCUCGGUCUCCAGGGCACCGAGACCGGGUUGCCGCCUCCACCUCCUGGCCCUCCCGGGGCAGCCGCCUGCCUGGACCGCUUUACCACCGGGGUACCUGCCUUCGUACUGGACACCGAGGCGUCGGUCAGCAACGGGGCCACCUUCCUGGGCUCCCCGACCGUGCGCCGCGGCUGGGACUGCGUGCGCGCCUGCUGCACCACCCAGAGCUGCAACCUGGCGCUUGUGGAGCUGCAGCCGGACGGCGGCGAGGACGCCGUCAACGCCUGCUUCCUCAUCAACUGCCUGUACGAGAAGAACUUCGUGUGCAAGUUCGCGCCCAGGGAUGGCUUCAUCAACUACCUCACGCGGGAGGUUUACCACUCCUACCGCGAGCUGCGGACCCAGGGCUUUGGAGGGUCCCAGAUCCCCAGGUCCUGGGUGGGCAUAGACUUGAAGGUACAACCACAGGAACCCCUGGUGCUGAAGGAUGUGAACAACAUAGACUGGCACCUACUGCAGGGUGACACAGACGUCAGGAUAGAGAGGAAAAAUCCGGACCAGGUGGAGCUGUGGGGACUCAAGGAAGGCACCUACCUGUUCCAGAUGACAGAGACUGGUCCAGACCAGCUAGAGAGCCCAGCCAACGUCACUAUCACUGUGCUGUCCACCAAGCAAACAGAAGACUAUUGCCUUGCCUCCAGCAAGGUGGGCCGCUGCCGGGGCUCCUUCCCGCGCUGGUACUAUGAUCCUGCAGAGCAGAUCUGCAAGAGGUUUAUUUAUGGAGGUUGCCUGGGCAACAAAAACAACUACCUUCGAGAAGAAGAGUGUAUGCUGGCCUGCCGGGAUGUGCAAGGCCUCCCCAAGGAAAGGCACCAUCCAGUGUGCUCUGGCCGCUGCCAUGCCACCCAGUUCCGCUGCACCGAUGGCUGCUGCAUUGACAGCUUCCUGGAGUGUGACGAUACCCCAGACUGCCCUGAUGGCUCCGACGAGGCCACCUGUGAGAAAUACACCAGUGGCUUUGAUGAGCUCCAGAGCAUCAAUUUCCCCAGUGACAAAGGGCACUGUGUGGACCUGCCAGACACAGGACUCUGCCAGGAAAGCAUCCCUCGCUGGUAUUACAACCCCUUCAGUGAACGCUGCGCCCGCUUUACCUAUGGUGGUUGCUACGGCAACAAGAACAACUUUGAAGAGGAGGAGCAGUGUCUUGAGUCUUGUCAUGGCAUCUCUAAGAAGGAUGUGUUUGGACUGAGGAGGGAGAGCCCCAUUCCCAAUGUAGGCUCUGUGGAGGUGGCCAUUGCUGCACUCCUGGUCACCUGCAUCGUGGUGGUGAUAGCCAUCCUGGGUUACUGCUUCUUCAAGAACCAGAGAAAGAGCUUCCACAGACACCACCCACCACCCACCCCAGCCAGCUCCACUGUCUCCACCGCUGAAGACACGGAGCACCUCGUCUACAACCACACAACACGACCCCUCUGA
Messenger RNA from Castor canadensis (American beaver), 1717 nucleotides. RefSeq names its product serine peptidase inhibitor, Kunitz type 1 (gene Spint1). Gene Ontology annotation, biological process: extracellular matrix organization; epidermis development; epithelium development. Gene Ontology annotation, molecular function: protein binding; serine-type endopeptidase inhibitor activity. The record is from RefSeq and is a predicted model, not a curated record. Gene Ontology annotation, cellular component: plasma membrane. Lineage: Eukaryota; Metazoa; Chordata; Mammalia; Rodentia; Castoridae.